Puccinia triticina is the source of this 561-nucleotide messenger RNA. RefSeq lists its product as uncharacterized. The record is from RefSeq and is a predicted model, not a curated record. The transcript has 2 exons. Lineage: Eukaryota; Fungi; Basidiomycota; Pucciniomycetes; Pucciniales; Pucciniaceae. Bases 1 to 561 code for a protein of 186 amino acids.
AUGACGAGAGUCACGCUCGCAUCGCUCAUUGAGGUUGGUCUUUCACCCCGAUCCAUAUUCAACCUGGCCCUCGGCGUCAACGUUGGCUCUGCCGUCUGGGUAUCGACGAUUGGCGGUGUGAUCCUCUACAAGAAUGCGCCUCGCCCAUUGUUCGGGAACCUCCAAGCAAAGUUAUUGCCGCAAUACUUCAAGAUGACCGCUGGAUUAUCAGCCCUGAUGCUCGGAAUCCACUUCAAAUUAGGAUCUUCCCUUCAUCGGAGUUGCAACGGAUGCUCGGACUCAACCUACGUCUUACGGUACCUCUUAGCAACUAUGACUGUUAGCUCGUUAGUGAAUUUAUUCUAUGUUGGCCCCAAAACGACAGAAAUCAUGUUUGCCAGACACGAGCUGGAAGCCGCCGAGAACAAAUCGUACGACCAAGAGGACGCUAGCGAUCGAAUGAAGCAGCUCAACAAGCAGUUCUCGAAACUACAUGGGAUCUCGAGCGGUUUAAAUCUGAUCGGAUUCCUGGUCCCUAGCAUCUUCCUGGGUCUUUGGACUGGCGAGUACGGACUGUUCUAA